Molecule: messenger RNA, 1544 nt
Organism: Pygoscelis adeliae (Adelie penguin)
Lineage: Eukaryota; Metazoa; Chordata; Aves; Sphenisciformes; Spheniscidae
Gene: SELE
Product: selectin E
Exons: 11
Coding region: 1-1464 (487 amino acids)
Biological process (GO): leukocyte tethering or rolling; response to cytokine; heterophilic cell-cell adhesion
Cellular component (GO): membrane; external side of plasma membrane
Molecular function (GO): oligosaccharide binding; sialic acid binding
Source: RefSeq, a predicted model, not a curated record
AUGAUUUGCUUGUGGUUCCUAUCUCUUCUUGCUUAUGGACUUACAAUACUGCAGGGGGUGAAUUGUUGGACAUACCAUUAUUCAGACACAAACAUGACCUACAGGGAAGCAGAGCUGUGGUGCAAAAAGAGGUAUACUAACAUGGUUGCCAUUCAGAAUAAGGAGGAAAUCAACUAUCUCAAUAACUUCUUACCCUUCAAUCCGGGUUACUACUGGAUUGGAAUCAGAAAAAUUAAUGAGGUAUGGACCUGGAUUGGAACUAACAAAGAACUAACAGAAGAGGCAAAAAACUGGGCUUCAGGUGAGCCAAAUGGCAAAGGGAACAACGAGGACUGCGUUGAAAUCUACAUCAAAAGAGGGAAGGAUGAUGGCAAAUGGAAUGAUGAGCAGUGUGAGAAAAAGAAGGUCGCCUUAUGCUACACAGCUUCUUGCAACCCAUCUCUCUGCAGUGGCCGUGGAGAAUGCAUAGAGACUAUUAACAAUCACACCUGCCAUUGUAACCCUGGAUUCUAUGGGCCUGAAUGCGAGUUUGUUGAGAGUUGUGAUCCACUAAAGAAACCUGAUCAUGGGAGCCUUAAGUGCAACCAUCCAUUGGAGAACUUCAGCUACAACUCAUCCUGCACAGUUCAGUGUGAGGAAGGCUAUGAACUGAGUGCACUGGAAUCUGUAUACUGUACCUCUUCUGGGGUCUGGUCUGGCCCCCUCGCAGCAUGCAAAGCUGUGACCUGUCCAGCCUUAGAAAUGCCUGAUCAUGGUGCUGUGAACUGCUCCCAUUCCUCUGUGGAGCUCAGCUGGGGUACCACCUGUGAGUUCACCUGUGAGGAAGGAUUUACCCUGACAGGACCAGCCACACUGCAGUGUGGGUCUUCUGGGGCCUGGGACAGGCAGCAGCCAUCCUGUGCAGCUGUGAGGUGUGAGGCUGUAACCUGGGCAGAAGAAGGCUUUGUGACCUGUGACCACGCUCCUGCAGAUCUCGCCUAUCGCUCGCGUUGCGAUUUCUACUGCAGCAAGGGCUAUGUUCUGGAUGGCCCAUCCAGCAUUGAGUGCACGGCACAGGGACGGUGGUCAGAGCCAGUGCCAAAAUGCAAAGUUGUACAGUGUGAACCACUGAGGUCUCCUGAGAAAGGCUCUAUGGAUUGCUCACAUGGUGCUGGGAACUUCACGUACAUCACAGCCUGCCACUUCAGCUGUCUAGAAGGAUGGAGGCUCAAUGGUUCUCAUGUUCUUGAGUGCAGUCAUUCAGGAAACUGGAGUGCCAGUCUGCCCACAUGUGAAGCUUCUGAACAAGUCAGCUAUGUCUCUGUGGGCAUAGCAGCCACAAGUGCCUCUCUGUUGUCCACAGCAUUGUUCCUCCUUUGGCUUGCAAGGCAUUUCCGAAGAAAAGCAAAGAAAUUUACUCCUUCCAGUAGCUGCCAGAGCCUAACCAUUGAAGGUAGCUUCCAAAGUGCUGGCCAGAAUGUCUGACUCCAGGUGUUUCAGGAAUUGAAGCCGUCUUUACUUACGUCUCAGAGAUUUCUGGAGAAUGAAACUGCACGCAAAUCAAC